AUGUCGACAGACGCCGAGAUGGCCAUCUUUGGAGCAGCAGCUCCUUACCUCCGGAAGUCAGAGAAGGAGAGAAUUGAGGCCCAGAACAAGCCUUUCGAUGCCAAGACAUCUGUCUUUGUGGUACAUGCCAAGGAAUCCUAUGUGAAAAGCACAAUCCAGAGCAGGGAGUCAGGGAAGGUCACUGUCAAGACUGAAAAGGGAGAGAGGAGGGUGAAGGAACUCACCUACCAGUCUGAGGAAGACCGGAAGAAUGUUCUCAGGCUGCAGGAUCUGGUGGACAAGCUGCAAAUGAAAGUGAAGUCCUACAAGAGACAGGCUGAGGAGGCUGAGGAGCUCUCCAAUGUCAACCUCUCCAAGUUCCGCAAGAUCCAGCACGAGCUGGAGGAAGCCGAGGAACGGGCUGACAUUGCAGAGUCACAGGUCAACAAGCUCCGAGUGAAGAGCCGGGAGUUUCAUAAGAAGGUAGCAGAGGAGGAAUAAGGUUCCCAAAGCUAAAAAGUGACCUGAGGCAUGCAUAAAAUGUAAACCUCUGUGUUACUUUCUUCUGUAAUUAUCAUUUAUGUGUAGGUAAUAAAUACAGUAGAGACCUUUGCAUAUGAACAGUGCAUACUUUAUUUAUUCUAGCAUUCGUUACAUUUAAAAGUAUGUCAAAGAGCAUUACAUUUUUACAUCUGCAUUUUAAAAGUGCAUGAAAAAUAGUAACGAUUAUAUAGAUUUAUUAUUCCUCUUACAAUGAGAAGUAUGCAUUUCUUUGAUGGACUAAGACUACAUUCUUCCAAGUUAUUUUGAUCAAUACUUUCGGGAAAAAAAAAAAUAAAAGGAAAAAUA
Molecule: messenger RNA, 828 nt
Organism: Corapipo altera (White-ruffed manakin)
Lineage: Eukaryota; Metazoa; Chordata; Aves; Passeriformes; Pipridae
Product: myosin-4-like
Exons: 4
Coding region: 1-480 (159 amino acids)
Cellular component (GO): myosin complex
Molecular function (GO): ATP binding; cytoskeletal motor activity; actin filament binding
Source: RefSeq, a predicted model, not a curated record